Molecule: messenger RNA, 1079 nt
Organism: Gaeumannomyces tritici R3-111a-1
Lineage: Eukaryota; Fungi; Ascomycota; Sordariomycetes; Magnaporthales; Magnaporthaceae
Exons: 1
Coding region: 133-933 (266 amino acids)
Biological process (GO): site-specific DNA replication termination at RTS1 barrier; mitotic DNA replication termination
Cellular component (GO): nucleus
Source: RefSeq, a predicted model, not a curated record
CCAAACCCAACAUCAAACGCAUGCUGCUACCCGCGCAUCGACAGAAAAUUUCUCGGAUCAGCAAUUCGGAACACUCUCCACGAUCGCCUCCAAAAGCAAUAGCCGUUUCACUACCAAAUUCUGCUAAACGCCAUGGGAAACGACGGCGGCUCCAUCCCGAAGCGGCGCGAGCUGGUCAAGGAAUCGGCCCGCCUGCCCACCACCUCGGAGCUCAAGGCGACGGCCUUCGAGUCGCUCGGCCACGCCUGGGCGCACUGCGCCAUCAGCGACGAGAAGCUCGACAUGGACAACGUCGUGAGCGACUGGCGCGGCCAUCUCUACAGCUACGAAUCGGUCCUCCAGGGCCUGGUGCCGUCCGACGACUGCUCCGCGGUCGCGGCGGAGCGGGACGACAAGUUCGCCGCGACGGGCAUCGCGUCGCUGCGCGACGUCGCCCGGCUCAAGUUCCAAAAGUUCUCGCCCGACCCCAAGGCGGCCGCCAUCUGGCGGUGCCCCCUCUCGCUCAAGGAGUUCGGCCCCGCCACCAAGGCGGUUUACCUGGUCCCUUGCGGACACGUUUUUGCGGAUGUGGCCAUGAAGGAGGUCUCAGACUCAGCGUGUCCCGAGUGCAGCGAGUCCUUCGAGCCCGAGAACAUCAUCCCCAUACUGCCCAGGGAGACCGACGAGCUGGAGAGGCUAAGACAGCGCAUAGCCGACCUAAAAGAGAAAGGUCUUUCUCAUAAUCUCAAGAAGGACAAAAGCAACGGGAAAAAGAAGCGCAAGGCCGAUGACGACAAGGACGACAAAAAGAAAAAGGCCAAAGACAAUGCCAAAAAGGAGGCAUCCAAGUCCGGGAACAUCAACAACCCAAUGACGGCCUCCUUGACAGCAAGGGUCCUGGCAGAGCAGGAGGAGAGGAGUAAAAGGAGAAGGCUUGCCGCCGCCGCAAGAUGAUCCGCAAGCCCUUGCAAUCGCUGCUCUGCUCUGUUUGUUGAUGAUAGAUGUUAUGAUACCCCUGAGACACGUAAUCAACCGCAUUUUACUGCCACGCUAAAACAAAAUUGUCUAAUGAGGAAUGUACUGGACUGGAGCAGGUGAAG